AUGGGCGCCAAGGAUGCGCUCUGCAAGAUUAAGGACAUGGACUUCGGGUUGCCGGACACCCUCGCGUACUACUCACCCGAGGACUUCAAGGCAGGCUUCCCCAAAAGCAUCGCCUUCCGUCCUCGUGUCGUGAAGCAGAACAGGGGCUCUGCAGGUGAAGGAAUCUGGAUUGUCAAGUUGAAGUCUGAAACUUAUUGCAACGCGCCGGGUGAUCGUGUUUGCUCGAUGGAUGAGCCCUUAAUCUUGAUGGAGGCCAACGACAAUCAUGUGGAAGAGCACACCGUGGCUGAGUUCAUCGAGUUUUGUGUCAAUGGCCGCAGUGAGAAGUCCGGGACCUGGAGCUCCCAAGGCUCCGGGAAGUACUUUGAAGCUGGAGGCCAGAUGGUGGAUCAGCGUUAUUUGCCGGGGAUUGAGGAGGGUGAAUCUCGCUUCUUUAUGGUCGGCAAGCAGUUGUACAACAUCGAGCACUACGUGUACAUCGGCGGCGUUGGGGGUGAGACGAAGACUACAAUCUACCCACCGGAUGCUCCGCAAUAUGCUGAGACCAAAAAGAAAUUGGAAGGUGAAGUGGAACUCUAUUUGGAAGCUUUGGGUCUCGGUAUGGAUUCUUUGCCUCUUUUGUGGGCAGUCGACUUCAUUCCGAUCAAGGAUCACAAGUUUCCCUUGACCAUCGGCGAGUUCAAUUGCUCUUGCCUUGGCAUUUCGGCCUUUCUCAAGGCCCGCGGGGGCACCUUGUCGCAAUGCUCUGUGGAGAACAUUGCGGCGGGGCAAGAGAUGUGCAACUUCAUCGGGGAAAAGGCGCGGGAGAUCCUCGACUUGCAAAGAUCAGUCAAGCGCUACGGCUACCCUGUUUUGCCACUGCCAGUGGCUUGCGCGGUCAGUGAGCUGAGUGAAGAUGACUUUGGCUCCCCAACUGUUGUAGCAUGGUAG
Cladocopium goreaui is the source of this 930-nucleotide messenger RNA. The record is from the annotation of a GenBank genome assembly. NCBI's taxonomy places the organism in Eukaryota, Dinophyceae, Suessiales, Symbiodiniaceae.